Messenger RNA from Amborella trichopoda, 577 nucleotides. The record is from RefSeq and is a predicted model, not a curated record. Lineage: Eukaryota; Viridiplantae; Streptophyta; Magnoliopsida; Amborellales; Amborellaceae.
UCUCUCUCUCUCUCUCUCUCUCUCUCUCUCUCUCUCCACCAUGACAGGCCGCCGCAGUCAGCUGAGCCCCGAUGCUGACAAUCCAAGCCGCGACCAACAGGAGCGGUUGCUCCCCAUCGCCAACGUCGGUCGCAUAAUGAAACGCUCUCUACCUUCCAAUGCAAAGAUCUCCAAAGAUGCCAAGGAAACCGUCCAAGAAUGUGCGUCCGAAUUCAUCUCCUUCGUAACAGGCGAGGCCUCUGAUAAAUGCCUACGCGAGAAAAGGAAGACGAUCAAUGGCGAUGAUCUCAUAUGGGCCAUGACGACUCUUGGCUUCGAGAACUAUGUGGCCCCUUUAAAAGCUUAUCUGAAUAAAUAUAGAGACAUAGAGGGAGAGAGAGUGAUAAAGUUGAGUGGGGGAACCCCGUCGCUGGUUUUCGAUGAGAGCAGUGGUGAUUUUCAAUCGAGAAAUGGUGAGGUUCAGGGGAGGACAGGAAGUUUUCAGGGUGGUUUUGGGGGAGGAGGGGUGGGGGGGUUUAUGGUGGAGAGGGUGGGCUAUGGUGGGGAUGGACAUGGACAAAGAGUAUUGCAGUGGUAG